AUGUCCUACUUCACUGACACUCUUCCCGGUCACUUGCCUCAUCAGCUGGGUUCAGUGGGCUGCAAAGCCAAAUGUACGUCGUGCUCCACCGGUUCAAGUAAGAUGCCAUGUUUAACGCCACUCGGCUUCAGGGCUUUCUCAGGAACCAAACGCACAGGCAAGGAGCUAUGCAACGUGCUAAGCAAAAUGCUAGGCAAAAAUGGCAUUUUCCGCGAACUUUAUUCAUAUCUUUCAUGCCUUGUUGGUGGCACGCCUAAAACGUUUGCUGACGUGUUUUCGUUUUAUUAUCAACUUACAAAUAAGUGGAAGACAAUGUCGUCGAUUGGCCAACCAUCAGAUCCUAUGCAAAAUGCCAUUUGUAAAGAAAUACAAAAUACUGUGUCCUGUGAAUAUACUGAUGCCGUGGCACUUCUCGAUCCGUGUUGCAAUCUGUAUAAGCGCUCGUCUCAUGAUCAACAUGAUCCUGAUGACAACGAGCGUGAUCUCAAAUACCUACUUGGUUGUAAUGACCAAAAUUGCGGCAGUUUCAUACAACCACUCAACUCUACUGCUUACACCACGUUAUCACCAAAACACGCAGGUAAAUAUCUUAUAUGGUUGGUCCACGUUUGUCCACAAAUUCAGACAUUUCUCGAGCAAAUUAAGAAAGCAUUCUGUGGCAUAUCAUGUUAUGACUCGGGUUGCGGAGGAUGCCUUAACAGUAAUGACUGCCGAGUGGGUAAGCACGGCAGCAAUCCCUGUGGUUGCGGCUCAAUUACAAAGUGUCGAGGCGUUUUGCCUCUUCUUUAUGAGUACGGGUUCACGUAUAGUGAAGAUGCCUACAGGCGCACGAAGAAGUGUAACAAUUUCUGUAAAGCCCUUGAUGAUAUAUUAAAUUCCAAAUUACUGGGAGACUUCCUCACCGCAAUCGAUGAUUUCUUCUUAGCAGUAAGAAAGAAAUUCAUAUGGACUCUCGUAGCCCUCUGGUCCCUCUCUUUGCUCUACCUGCUGCACAUCGCCGUCGUCCGCCUCGACGUGCUCCGCAUACGCUCCCACCUGCGCUCACCCGCAAGCCACCGCAUCGCCGCACAGUCGCUACUCGCCGCCGCACGCGUCAGGGCACUCGCCAACGUCAAGUACUUCUCACCAUAA
Messenger RNA from Babesia ovata, 1131 nucleotides. RefSeq lists its product as uncharacterized. NCBI's taxonomy places the organism in Eukaryota, Apicomplexa, Aconoidasida, Piroplasmida, Babesiidae. Bases 1 to 1131 code for a protein of 376 amino acids. The record is from RefSeq and is a predicted model, not a curated record. The transcript has a single exon.